CCAGAGGCCCGAACUCGCUGCCGGAGUAUAAGACAUGUGGCUGAGACUUUCUCAAAUCUAUGCCUCGUUUGUAAUUAAAACGAUUAUCGCCACUAAUCAGAAAUAAACCACAGCAAGUUGGACGCUAAAACUAUUUAGCAGGCGGGAGUCGGCCGCAGCUGCAGUCGAAGUCGUGGUCAGGACACCCUGGGCCCCGACAUGACCGGAGCAGGCAGCGGUGGUCAGGGCCCUCCGGAUGGGUCCGACACCGAGGACGCGGAGAAGUGUCCGGUUUGUCUGGGCGUCCCGGCUGCAGGCGAGCUCGCCAUGCCCGACAGCUGCUGCCAUGUUUUCUGCCUCGGAUGUCUCCUCACCUGGGCAGAGAUGUCUCCGUCCUGCCCUGUGGACAGAAGACCCUUCAGUAGCAUUUACAGACUGGACAGCAGCCUCCGCCUUGUGCAGGUUCCUGUGAGGAGGCGACCGACUCCAACAGAAGCUGAACGCUGCAGCUGUAUGAACCCUGAACAGAAAGUCUGUCUGAAAAGCAAACCUGCUAGAAGGUCGAGGCGGCGGGAAACGGAGAGGACGGCCGGUGCCAAGAUGAGAGGACUUGUGAGGAAAUGUAACGAUGAUGACCCUUCUUCUCUGAGCAGAAAAAAGGUGAAGGCGUCGGAGUGCUGCACGUGGUCACCAUCCGCUUGUGUCUCAGUAACGCCAGCACAGGACAUUGCAGAUCCUGCGUGGUUGGCAGAGGAUGUACCACAUGACGACACAUUUGAGCGCUGCAAAGCUCAGGUGCAGCGUUGUCCUUGGCUGUCCUCUGCUGCUCCCAUCCCUGCUGACGGCGUAUCGAGACGUUCCCACAGAAGUGGCUGGAGCAACUCGUUUCCAUUCGGAUUCAUUUCGCCUUCGUUUACCUCCCCCUUAAACCCGAGUCAUUUUGUCUUUCAGGGUGUUGUCUGUGCUGUCACGUGUCCCAAAGGAGGAGAGAAACGAGGCGGCAGAUCCUCAACGUCCAAAGCACCUACCAAAGAACAAGUGUCUCUACCCUCCAGGAGAUCUCGACGCAACAGUAAACUCAGUGAGGAAACUCCCACGUCAGAUUCCAAGUCACCAACGCAGUCCAGUUUGUCGGACUCCGACUCGGCCGCCGGUCAAUCCAACAAGCCAACCAAACCGCCUCAGGCGCCGGCCAAGAGGAAAGGCAAACGGGUAACAAAUCGAAAGGCCGGUGGCAAGAGGAAAGCCAAGAAAAAAAAUGCCAGCUGCCCAGCAGCAAGCGAUGAAGAGGAGGAGAAAGAGGAGGAAGGUAACGGAAGUAGCAAAUGUGAGGCUGUAGAACAAGAAGAUGAAACUAAAGAGCAGGAUCUGAAGGACUCGGAACAGCAGCAAACUGAUGCUGAAGGCGACCUCAAAGAAAAGCAGAGCGGAUUGAACUCUGCUGAUGAGCAACAGGGUCCAGAAUCUUUAAACAGUGUGGAGCAGAGCGACGAAGAGGCUCCGGGACAAUCCAGUGAAGAGCCUCAAGAAAAGAGAGCUGAUGACAGAAGCUGCGACCUCUCCGCUCACAGUCCUGGUAUGUGCGCUGAAGGUGCUCAGAGCGAUAAAGAGGAAGAAGAGACGGCUAGUCCAAGACUGGCUGGAGAACAAGAGUCUCAGAAAAGGACUUCACAUUCCUCUGACUCUGAGGACACUCCACUGAAAGACUCUGCGUCUCCGUCUCCUCAAAGUGAUGAUCACACGGAGCAGGAGGAUACCAUGGAGACGUGUGUGCAAUCAGGAGAAUCCAGCACUGAAGAGUCUUCAAAGGAACCGAAGGUUGAAUUGGACAAAGAAGCACAAUCUGGUCUGACAGGUGAGUUGGAGGAAAACGUGACAAACAAUGCCACAUCAAAAGAAGAUACCGCACCCAAAGGUGGCACUUCGCCCAAUGCAGAAGAUGUCAUGCUCAAGGACACCACCUCCAAUGGAAAAGAUGCCAUGGUCAUGGGCAAAGGUGGCAUCUCACCCAGUGGGGUAGAGAUCAUGGGAAAGGGGUAUGUCUCACCCAAAGAGUACAUCUUUCCAAAGGGGGAUGCCUCGCACGAGGAACGCACUUCACUUGAGGAGAAAGGUGUCAUUCUCAGGGGUGAGGCCUCACUCAUUGGAAAAGAUGUCACGUUGAAGGGUGACGCUGUGCCUAAAGGCGACGUCUCCCUGAAGGGUGAUUCCUCACCUAAUGGGGACAGCACACUCAAGGUGGAAGACCCCAUGCCGCAGGGCAACUGUGCACCCAGUGACAAUGGAACGUCUAAGGAUGACACGAAUGUUGUGCCCAUGGAUUGCAGUUCGCCCCUGAGUGAACAUGGGAACAGUUCCUUUCUGAAUCUUCCAAGUGUGAAGACUUCCCCUGCUGCUUCAGAGACACUUGCUACUGUUCAGAACACUCAAGUCACCAAUGCUGACAGUGCCUCUGAACGACAAGCGAGGGAGGGGAGUCAUGAGCGAAAGAACGACAAGCAGCGGCGCUCUCGCUUCCACUCCGCAACCUCCACCUGGUCACCUCAGAGGGACUCCAAGAGGGAACCAUCCAGACGCUCACGAUCAAGAGACCGUGACGGCAGCGCACCUUCAAGUCGAUCCUCAGGAGCUCGCAGCAGAGACAGGGACAGAGACGGCGAGCGAGACCAUUCUAGAAGGAACCGCAGCCGUGACAGACGGCGGCGGCGAUCCAGAAGCCGCUCCAGAUCGAGGUCGAGAUCUAGAUCUCGAUCGAGAACAAGAUCCUACCGACGAGGUUCCAGCCCUGAACGGGCACCAUCCAGAGACUGGUCUCCCCCGAGGAAGGAGCGUAGGUGUGGAUGGAAGACUGGGGGUGAAGGUCACGAUGGACGAAGAUAUGGAGGUUCUAGCCGCUUUGAAAACGGUCUUCCUCCAGAAAGUUCUCUUGAUCGCCAGGGUUGGUCAGAGAAUCCUGACUGGGUUACAGAAAAGACUCGGUCUGAUAGUGAGAGCAGGAGCCGGGACUCUAGUUUCAGCGCCGGCUCACGUUGGGAAGACCAACGCAGGAGCGGAGGAGAGCUCCGUGGCCGUGGAGGAUUUGAACGAGGCGGAGGCUCUGGACGGGGCAGCGGCAACCGUAACUUUUACAACCAACAGGAAGAACCCUCCGACAGACGCUGGCAGCCCAGAAACAACUUCUCAGGAACAGGCAACAAUUCAGGGAAUGACUCCUACAGCCGCUUCAAUGAAAACCGCGUUGGUGGCCGAAAGAAAGAGUCGGAGCCAGGAGAGUCUAUGGUUGACCGGUCCGGCUGGUCCUCAGCAUCCAGCUGGGCCAUCAGGAGGACUCUGCCUGCAGAUGUGCAGGAUUAUUACUCUAAAAGAGAUAGAGGGUCCAGCAGCUGGAGCCGACAAGAGGAGGAGCAGCCGCCGGCAACAGCAGAUCCCCCGAAAAGCGACCCUCCCCCUCCUCCUCCUCCUCCUCAGGUGCAGGUAGUCCCGGUGAAUCCACCAGUAGCCGUGAUGAAUGUGCUUCCCCCUCAUCCUCCUCAGCUAAACGUUCUUCACCACCAUCAGUACCCCAUCCAGAGCCUGCAGGGACCCCUACCGGUCACCUUGCAGCCUGCAGCGCCCUUUGUCAUGCCCCCCCAGGUCCCCGUGCACCUCCACCGCGCUGUCCCGUUGAUUCAGGUGCCGACUGUUGGUGCCCAGGGCCUCCCGCCACCUCCUCCGCCGCCUCCACCCAUGCAGGCAGGAAGCCAGGUGGCUGUUACGUCAGCUCAGCCUGAUGGUCACGCAGCUCAGAUGGUGAGCGCGGUCAUCGGUUACGGCAAAUCUGCCCUUCUUGUCACGCCAUCCAAAGGGAGCGUGGGCCAGCCAGCCCCCAGCCAUGCGCUGCCAUCCUCUACGACUCAACCCAGCCAGCACAGCAAGGCUCAGGCUGACAGCUCUAAAAAAGAAAAGAAACAGCAGAUCCAAGAGAGAGCAGUAAAUGAAGUUAAAACAGCCAUCAAGCCAUUUUACCAAAAGAAGGAAAUCACAAAGGAGGAGUACAAGGAGAUUGUUCGCAAAGCAGUGGAGAAGGUUUGUCACAGUAAGAGCAGGGAGGUGAACUCCAGUAAAGUGGCCAACCUGGUCAAAGCCUACGUUGACAAAUACAAACACGCCCGCAAGAAAUGACCAGGAGCCCCUCACACCCGCCCUGCUGCUCAAGUGCAAUUUCCUCCUGCUGGAACCUGUGGUUUUUGAUACCUUUUAUCGAAUGAAGAUGUUUGUUUUUUUUAACAGAUUUUCAUAUUUUGUUAGAAAUGAACGACCUGACCGUAAAUUGUAACGCAAGAGCCCUUUAUUUUGCAUAAACCAUGGGACUGGAACUGCUGUACAGAGAGCAGCGUGUCUGCAGGAGAUGGAGGUGUGAAUGAACGACGGCGCUCUUUAAAGAUGGAGUCGAGAGUUUCCACGGGUGCCGGCUGGUACAUUGUCUCCUCUGUGGCCUCUUGGUGAUUGAUUAUUAAUAAUGUUUAAAACAAACCAGUUCAAUUGAAAUCCUAGUCAAAAGUGCUUUGUCCUUAUUAUUAAACUGAUGAUGAUUAUAAUCCAGUCACUGACUGGAUCCAAAGUUUCAGCUCCAAUCAGCAACGAGUGUAUCAGGUAAUGUUUAAAGGGGGGGGGGCGUGACCCCCACCCGCUGAAUGCAUAAAGAAUAUCUGUGCGUGUGGACUGUGCAGAGUAUCCAGAAAAUAGUGGAAUAAAUUAGCUGCUUCUGUG
This is a messenger RNA of Nematolebias whitei (Rio pearlfish), 4728 nucleotides long. It is a transcript of the gene scaf11, whose product is annotated as SR-related CTD-associated factor 11. The record is from RefSeq and is a predicted model, not a curated record. Gene Ontology annotation, molecular function: RNA binding. NCBI's taxonomy places the organism in Eukaryota, Metazoa, Chordata, Actinopteri, Cyprinodontiformes, Rivulidae. Gene Ontology annotation, biological process: spliceosomal complex assembly. The transcript has 15 exons. Bases 199 to 4140 code for a protein of 1313 amino acids.